CACUUCUUCGUCCCCAGGUUACUCAGAGAAAGCGAGCGAGCGAGCGAAGCAUAAAUCAGAUUGAAAAUGCAGAGUUUGAAGCGAUUGAUACCCCAGGCUUCAUCAAGCCGGGCUGCGAUUCUUUGUGAUCAGAUUUUGAGGCACCAUGAGAAUAUCUUUCAUCUUCCUUCACUGCAUUUAGCUCAAAGGUCCUCCAUUCGCUUUCUCGACAUUUACCAGCUGGGAAACAAGGCGGCUAUCGAGAAAGAGCGUGCUCGUCUUGCCGAUGAGAUGAACAGGGGAUACUUUGCCGAUAUUUCGGAGCUCAAGAAACAUGGUGGGAAGAUUUCUAUGGCAAAUAAAAUUAUAAUUCCUGCAAUGGCAGCCGUGAAGUUUCCUGACAUAGAAGUGAACUACUCUGGUAAUAAAACAUGGAAGCUGCCUAUCACUUUCAAUAGAGAUAUUGUUGAUGCUGAAAAAGCAGCUAUUCCAAAGGCAACAUUGCUAUGUCUUUCAUUCGGUGCAAACUCCCAGGCAAUGAUUGAUUCUUGGAGUGGGCCUUUUCUAGGUGCUUACAGUGAUUCAAAAGAUGUUCAGCUAUACGAGGUGUCCUUCAUAGACUCGUGGUUCUUAUGCCGGAACCCUAUUAAGCAGCUGCUUCUUCGGAUAAUGAAAAAAUCUAAUUAUGAAGGGAAGGAUACACUUCAGAAGCAGAUUGUAUAUUCAUUUGGUGACCAUUAUUACUUCCGAAAAGAAUUAAAAAUUCUGAACCUUCUCGCUGGGUAUAUUUUUCUGCUGGACAAAUUUGGUAGAAUAAGAUGGCAAGGCUUUGGUGUGGCAACAGAAGAGGAGCUGUCAUCCCUUCUUUCUUGCACAUCACUUCUUUUGGAAGAAAAAUGAGGUGGCCAGAGCAUUUUCUUAAGGUACUUUUAGAAUAAGCAGGAAGAGAGUUUCACUGAUAUUGUUAGGCCUCAACUUCAAUGGAUCAGAAAUACCCUAAUAUGAUGGAGAUGUUGAUAUCUUUAGGCAUGUUUCGUUUUUUAAUUUCUUUUUGCCCAAAAAGGUAAGCUAGUCUUUCCUUUCUCCC
Juglans regia (Persian walnut) is the source of this 1066-nucleotide messenger RNA. RefSeq lists its product as uncharacterized. Bases 67 to 879 code for a protein of 270 amino acids. The transcript has 7 exons. Lineage: Eukaryota; Viridiplantae; Streptophyta; Magnoliopsida; Fagales; Juglandaceae. The record is from RefSeq and is a predicted model, not a curated record. Gene Ontology annotation, cellular component: mitochondrial inner membrane. Gene Ontology annotation, biological process: mitochondrial proton-transporting ATP synthase complex assembly.